AUGAACCGAAGUGGAAGCUCCGAACAAACAAGCACGGACCACCGCUUAAAGCCAUUGAUCUGGUCUCACGCGGAAUCUCCGCAACUCCGCAACUCUCACACUUCCAAGAUUGAGAGCCCAACACAAUCCAACCAUGUCUACAAUCUCCCCCCUCGUCAAUCAAUUGCUUCUUCCCGUGGACAUUCUCCAGCUCCACCAUCAUCACGUCCAUCCCUCGAUCCCUUAAAUACCAAUAGCAUCAGCGGCGGACUCAGCGCUGCCUCAACUCCAUCCACAACUCGAGCUAUCUCACCCAACCCUCGGCGAAACCGUUCCGCUCUGCGAGACUACUAUAAUCUAAAACCACCUGGUGCGGAAUCAUCGAGUCCUCGAUCCCGCAGUGUGCCCCGAACUACCGAUGCGGGCGAUAUCUCAAACCCAACGAGUCUAGCCUCAGGGACAGAGCUCGAUAAUGCCGAGUUCGAUCCUCAGCGCUACGUGGAUCAUCUUCUAUCUACAUCUUCACUGGCUACGAUUCUGAAAGCGGAGAAUACACUUGUUGGAGAUAUCCGGACUCUGGAUGGAGAGCGCAAAGCGCUCGUAUACGAUAAUUACUCGAAGUUGAUUCGGGCUGUUGAGACUAUUGGCAAAAUGCGGAAGAGUAUGGAUGAGCGCGGUGCUCCAUUGACUAUGACAAAAACUUUGGGUCCUGCUAUUGCGUUUGUGGCGGAGACGGCGGGGGGAUUGAUUAAAGAGGGUGAGGAGCAACGGAAGAAGAUUAAGGAGGCUCGGGCACAGGAACCGGUAUCGGAGUCUCAAAGUGGGCAAAAAGAAACUGUGAAAUGGGUUCUUGGAGCACCUGAGCGAUUGAAGGGUCUUUUGCAAGAUAAGAAGACGGAAGAGGCGGAAAAUGACUGGAAGGAUGUGCGGCGGCUGCUCGAUGCUUGGAGUACGGUUAAGGGAGUUGCCGAAGUUCGUGAAGCCUGCGAAAAGGUCAUGGGCAAGAGCGGCCAGGAUGAUUGA
Molecule: messenger RNA, 1002 nt
Organism: Penicillium malachiteum
Lineage: Eukaryota; Fungi; Ascomycota; Eurotiomycetes; Eurotiales; Aspergillaceae
Product: COG1/VPS51 family protein
Exons: 1
Coding region: 1-1002 (333 amino acids)
Biological process (GO): lysosomal transport; endocytic recycling; Golgi vesicle transport
Cellular component (GO): membrane; EARP complex; GARP complex
Source: RefSeq, a predicted model, not a curated record